Lolium rigidum is the source of this 1029-nucleotide messenger RNA. RefSeq lists its product as uncharacterized. Gene Ontology annotation, molecular function: protein dimerization activity. The coding region runs from base 1 to 1029 and encodes 342 amino acids. The record is from RefSeq and is a predicted model, not a curated record. Lineage: Eukaryota; Viridiplantae; Streptophyta; Magnoliopsida; Poales; Poaceae. The transcript has 3 exons.
AUGACGGCUGCAAAGGAUAAGAUAAGACAAGCUUUUCCUCAACAAAACAAGCAAGGUUUGCUCAAGAUGGUCAUGACCAUUAUUGACAAACGUUGGGAGACUCAAAUGGAUCAUCCAUUGUAUGGGGAUGCUUUGUUUUUGAACCCUGGAAAAUACUUCUCUAUUAAAGAGAGUGGUGAUGAUGAACUUGUUGGUGAGCUAAGAAGUUGUUUCAAUGAUGUCCUUGCAAAAAUGGUAGCUGAUGUGCCCACUCGAAACAAGAUUGAUGCACAAGUCGUUCUCUAUGAGGACAAGCGACAAGGUUUUUCUAAUGUGAUGGCCAUCGAAAACAUGGGCAAAAGAAACCCUCUUGAUUGGUGGAGUUCAUAUGGUGGUCGAGCCAUUGACCUACAAAGGUUUGCAAAGAGGAUUGUUAGUCUUUGUGCAUCAUCAUCCGGUUGUGAGAGGAAUUGGAGUGCAUUUGAAUUUAUCCAUACCAAGAAAAGGAAUCGGUUACAACACCGAAUCUUGAAUGACAAUGUUUUUGUUUCAUACAACCGGAAGAACAUGGAUAGGUUUCAAAAGAGGCGUGAGAAGAUUGGUGACAAAAGCUAUGACCCUCUAAUCAUUGAUGAUUUUGAUUGGGGCAAUGAGUGGGUUGACCCAACAAUGCCUCCACCCCAAGGUGCUAGAGGGUGUCCCGAUGACAUUUCAUGGGAGCUUGUUGAUGAGGCUGUUGGUGCAAGUUCAUCGCUGCAAGGCCGCAAUUUUCCUAGAGGUGCAAGUGCAACCAUGGGAAGGGGUCCCUCAAAUGCCAACAUCCAGUACCAAAGGCAGCGCAAAAGGCCUGCUCCAACACCAUCAUAUGAGUCAGAUGAUCAAGAAGAUGACCAGGUACAACGCUCAAGUGAGCCCAAUGGAGAGGAUGAUGAUUCCGACUAUGUUGAAGAUGAUGUGGAUGUGACCGAUGAUGAUGAAGACCCAACUAGUGCUGACCAAGAUGAUGAGAACCAAAAUGCUACCAUGGAUGACUUCGAUGAUCACUUUUGA